Molecule: messenger RNA, 3963 nt
Organism: Panonychus citri (citrus red mite)
Lineage: Eukaryota; Metazoa; Arthropoda; Arachnida; Trombidiformes; Tetranychidae
Product: alpha-catulin-like
Exons: 12
Coding region: 1110-3698 (862 amino acids)
Biological process (GO): cell adhesion; Rho protein signal transduction
Molecular function (GO): cadherin binding; actin filament binding
Source: RefSeq, a predicted model, not a curated record
AACUUGUUAAAUUAAAAUAAAAUAAAUUUAAAAGAAAAUUAAUCAACAAUUUAAGUGGAGAAAAAAUCACAAUUAAGUUAACAUAUUUCAAGAGAAAAACUGUUUUCGGAAUAAUUAAUGUCGAUUAUUCUCUUCUCAAGAGUUGGAAUAUUGUUUUUUUUUCUGUUCUAUUGGUGUUCCAAUGGAAAAGAUAAUUGUUAGAGAAGAGAUUGGUUAAUCUGGUGAAUUAAUUUUCGUUUGGGAUUAGAUUGUUGUUUUAAUCUUCUUCUUUUUUUUGGUUUUUCUUUUACCUGGAUGUUUUUGUCUCUUUGCCCUCUUUGGAUGAACCAGAGAUCUAAGUGUUUGUACUAAGUGUCUUCUGGUCAACGUUUUCUCCUUUCAAUUAUUUUUCUUAUGGUUUUGUUAUUCUAAUCAUCUAAAGGGGUGAUAUUGUUACCUAUGUUUCUAUGGAAUUGCUGUUGUACAAAAUUCAAAUUACUUAUACCUUUUUGAUGGAUGAUGGUGUUAAUAUGAUGUCGAUAAUCAGUUGAUCGCCAUCUUUGAUCAACCAUUUACUGUUACCUUUUCCUUUUCUACGGUUCAAUUGUCUUUUAAUAUCUUAUAUCAUAUCCCCUCCCUUUCUCACAAGAUUAAUUUCUUGAGAGUCUCCAUGUUGUUUUCUACCUGGUUCACAAUAUUUACUUCCACCUACUGACUUAUCUAUGGUUUCUCAUCACCAUCAACAUUUACUUCUUCUUCUUCUGGUCACAUUUCCAUGAUGCUGAUGAUCAACUUGCUUAUAAUUUACCUGGAAAAUCAAUCGGUAAAAAUUCUGGUCUCAGCAAGAAAGGCAAACAAUAUAAACCUUUGGAAAUCCUAUUGACUAUUUACGUUCUCAUCUCUUGAUAUUUACUCUUACCUUUCACCUCUACCUUUGGCUCUAAUCUUGUAAAUCUAUUUCCAUGUUACUACUGAAACUCAUACUCAUCAAUGUUAACAAAAAAUUUCAUCAACUAAUUGCUCUAAUUUCAAGUCGAUUUGUGCUCAUAGUGAAAAGCAAACAAAUUAAAGGUUAGCACAAUUGAUUACGAAAGUUAUUAUUAUCGUAUUGGAAUACGAACUGUAGUAAAAUGUUAAGCGGUGGAAGAGAAAAAUUAACCAAAAGUGAGAAAACCCACCGAGCUCUGGUUAGAAUUGGACAAUCAAUUAAUCAAUCAAUUGAACGAUUUGCUCUGGUGGGUGAAACAAUUGGUGAUGAUAAUCCAGAGAUUAAGAUUGAUAUGGUUGAUUCAUGUAAAGAUGUACGAACAGCAGGUUGUAUUUUUGAGCAGUUAUGUGAUUUAACUGCUGAUUCUGGAGCUUACAAUUCACGUUGUUACUCUGAUCAACGAGGCCUUUUUCGUGGAGCUAGGAGUCUCUUAUCAUCUGUAACUCGGGUCCUUCUAAUUGCUGAUGCUGUUGUAGUUAAUCAACUUCUAUCACCUAAAGACAGAAUUUCAAUUAGUUUAAAUCGCUUGGAAAAUGUUGCCAAUUUCACUGAAUUUGUGAAAGCUUUUUGUCAAUUUGGCUAUGAGAUGGUUGAACUUGCUCACCUAAUUUCUGAUCGUUCAAAUACCUUGAAGGAUGAAAGACGAAGAGCAGAAAUGGGAUCAGCGCGUCGAUUCAUUGAUCGAUCAACGAUUCUACUAUUAACAUCAGCCAAAGCUUGUCUUCGUCAUCCUGAUUGUGAAAGUGCCAAAGAUAAUCGUGAUACUGUUUUGAUUGAAAUACGAAAAACAAUUGACAUAAUCCAUAAGAUAAUCAAAGAUGGAGUCUUACCAACUCUAAUACCAAAUUCAUUUGAUUCCUCUGGACAUUCAAGACGAUCUCAUGCCAGAUUACAUGGUCAUAUUUCACGUUAUUCAUCACUUCACUCACCACCACCAUCCUCAUCAUCAGGAUCUUCAUCAUCUAAUUGUCUAAUUGACAAUAUUAAUCCAAUUCCAACGACUUUUAAUGCAAUUAAACAAUUCGAGGAAUUGGUCGAGUUGAGUCGGGUUACCUUAUGUAAAGGUGUUUAUCGAGUUAGACUAAUAAGUGCCUUCGAUUACUUCGUUGAAUUAACUCAACAUUUUACUGAUUCUGCAUACACACGACAUGAUAAUCGAGAGAAAAUAUUACUCCACUGUGAUAAAGUUAAAAUUGAACUAAAUCAAUUAAUUAGACUGGGAAUUAUCCUCGAUGAAGCUGGAUCAACAAAUCCAAGUGAAGAUUUAGAGGAAGCCAUCGUUCAAACAAUUAAAGCCGUUAAUGAAGUUAAAUAUCAGUUAAGGAGAACUGCCUUGAAUCAAGCUGAUGAAUUAUUCAAAUUAACUGAUGAAUUAAGUUUGAUUAACCAUCUACGUAAUCAUUCAAUAUCUGGUGAUACCGAGAGACUUAAUGAUUAUUUUAAACUUUAUAAUGAACAUUGUGAUCAUGUUAAUGAGGUUUGCCGAUUACUUCACAAUGUUUCAUCCUCGGAAACUCUGGUAAUCUAUUCAAAAGCAACUGAGAUUCAUGUUAACAUUUUCAGUACUCAGAUUCUGAAUGCCUGUUUAACUUUAUCUAAUUAUCCUAAUUCUCGGAUUGCCAAGGAUAAUCUUGAAGUAUUUCUUGAUUUUUGGAUAACAUUGUACUCGGAUGUUCAUCAAUAUUCAAAAGAUAUAAGGGAUUUAUCAAGUGGAUUAGAAUCAUUGAGUUACUAUAAUGAUUCAACGAGGAUGACACCGUUAACAGGAUUAUCAUCAUCAUCAUCAUCAACAACAACAACAGCAACAACAACGACGACAACGACAUCAUCAUCAUUACAAUCGCACAAUAAUAAUAACAAUUGUCUCAAUAACAAUAGUAAUCAUGUUCAAUGGUCAUCAUCAGUCUCACCUAAAUCAGUUAAUUGCUCAUCACAAGUAGCCAUUCAGCAGCAGCAACACCAACAUCAACAACAACAACAGCAACAGCAACAAUUAGCAUCGUUGCAACAACAAUAUCAUCAACCUCAACAAUUACAACAGUCAACAUCACAAUUAACUAAUGGUCCAUUAUCAUCAUCAGCAACUCUUGUUAAUGGUAAACCAAGGGUUGGCUCAGGUGAUAAAAUUCAUAUAACAACAUCUGAAUUAAAGGUUAUAUCUAAUGGUGUUGAAAUUGAUCCAGAAAAAUGGUCAACAUCUGAUGAUAAUGAUGUGGUUCGCAGAGCUAAAGCCAUGGUGGGUAUGGCAAUUUCUAUGUAUCAAUUUACCUUUGGUGAAGGUGAACUGAAAACAACUCAGGAUUUAUUCACUCAAGCAGAAUUUGUUGCUGAAGAAGCAAAUAAAUUCUACAAGAUAGUUCGACAUUUUACUUAUCAGGUUCCUAGUGGAUUGGCUAAGAAGGAUUUACUUGAUCAAUUGGAUAAAGUACCAACGUUUGUGCAACAAUUACAAUUUACCGUUAAACAACCAACCGUUGGUAAAGCAGCAACUUUCACCAAAGUUGAUAAUGUGAUCAAGGAAUCAAAAAACUUAAUGAUUUAUGUUUGUUUAUCAGUUAAUAGUGCACUUGGAUGUGCAUCUAAGUAUAAUCUUGACAUGGGUGCUGCUCGAACUCGAUCUAGAACUUUAUCACCUUCGGGAAGAUAUGGAGAUGAUGACGGUGGAUAUGAAGGCCUAUCAUCGGGAAUGGGUUCCAAGGGUGGGACAGCCUCAUCCGAUCCGAACAUUUGACAAUUAGGGCUCGGCUCACGCCGGGCAAAACCAACGCAAUCCAGUGAAUCAAGAAGAACUCGGGUUUCGUUUUUACUCUUUUAGGGUCAAAAUCUUAAGGCGACUUUUCAAUUCUUAUGUUUAUCAGUUAAUUCACUUUAUUAUCUCUUAAUUUUGAUAGGAAUUCUCCCUUCCCUUGGUCAGGGUUUUAUCUUUACUUUGAUUAAUCUUAAUUUCUUGUUAUUAGACUUUUUCUAAAUUUAUUAUUCUUUUUUUUACCAUUUAA